Coturnix japonica (Japanese quail) is the source of this 8691-nucleotide messenger RNA. It is a transcript of the gene ANKRD17, whose product is annotated as ankyrin repeat domain 17. Gene Ontology annotation, molecular function: protein binding; RNA binding. NCBI's taxonomy places the organism in Eukaryota, Metazoa, Chordata, Aves, Galliformes, Phasianidae. Gene Ontology annotation, cellular component: nucleus; cytoplasm. Gene Ontology annotation, biological process: innate immune response. The record is from RefSeq and is a predicted model, not a curated record.
GGCGGAAACGGCCGCCCGGCGCCGGUGAUGACGUUCCAAGCGCUUCCGGAGCCGGGGCGGUGAGCGCGGCGCGCACGGAAGGGGUCGCGGCCAGGAGGGAUCCGCCACGGGGCGAGCGCGGGGGGGCGGGCGGCGACGCUCGAGGCCGCUUGAGCCGAGCGGCGGCUGAGGCCGGAGCGGCGGCCGAGCGGGGGGCGGGAGGGAGCGGACGUUGCGGCGCCGGGAGCAGGCGGGCGAACGGCGGCGACAAGUAUCGCGAGAGGUGGCGCGGCGCCGGCUCUAGAGGUGACCGAGGCGGCGGCGGCGGCGGCCCCGGGUGCCUCCUCCUUCCUCACCGGGGCGGAUCGGCGUGGGCGGCCAUGGACAAGGCGGCCGAGGGAGGCGGCGGCGGCGGCGACGCCGGUAGCGCCACGGCGGGGCCCGGUCCCCCGGAAGGGCUGAGCGGCGGGGCCGGCUCCUCGCCGCCGUCGUGCUCGGCCGGGGCGGCUGCGGCGGCGGCGGCGGCUCCGCGGGGGCUGGUUCGAGUGUGCGACCUGCUGCUGAAGAAGAAGGCGCCGGGCAAGGCGAAGCGAGGCGGGCGGGCCGGCCGAACGGCCAGCAGCAGCGAGAGCGGCGGAGGCGGCAGCGAGAGCAGCAACAACGGCAGCGAGGAGGAGGAGGAAGAGGACGAUGAGGAGGAGGAGGAAGAAGAGGAGGUGUCCGAGGUGGAAUCAUUUAUCCUGGAUCAGGAUGAUCUUGAAAACCCUAUGUUGGAAACAGCUUCCAAAUUGCUUUUGUCAAGUACUGCUGAUGGUGCUGACCUAAGAACUGUAGAUCCAGAAACCCAGGCAAGAUUAGAAGCUUUACUUGAAGCUGCAGGAAUAGGGAAACUAUCGACUGCUGAUGGUAAAGCAUUCGCAGAUCCUGAGGUGCUUCGCAGACUGACUUCUUCGGUCAGUUGCGCGUUGGAUGAAGCUGCUGCUGCACUUACACGGAUGAGAGCAGAAAGCACAGCAAAUGCAGGGCAGACGGACAACCGCAGCUUGGCAGAGGCUUGUUCAGAAGGGGAUGUAAAUGCUGUGCGGAAGCUGCUGGAUGAAGGAAGAAGUGUGAACGAGCACACAGAAGAAGGGGAAAGCCUCCUUUGUUUAGCCUGCUCAGCAGGAUAUUAUGAGCUUGCACAGGUUCUUCUGGCGAUGCAUGCUAAUGUAGAGGACCGAGGUAUUAAAGGAGACAUAACACCUUUAAUGGCUGCUGCUAAUGGCGGACAUGUCAAAAUUGUCAAGUUGCUGCUAGCUCAUGGUGCUGAUGUGAAUGCACAGUCAUCAACAGGCAAUACGGCUCUUACAUAUGCCUGUGCUGGAGGCUACGUUGAUGUUGUUAAAGUACUGCUGGAGUCGGGCGCUAGUAUUGAGGACCAUAAUGAAAAUGGUCACACUCCGCUAAUGGAAGCAGGAAGUGCUGGUCAUGUGGAAGUGGCCAGAGUGCUGUUAGAAAAUGGCGCUGGCAUAAAUACACAUUCCAAUGAGUUUAAGGAGAGCGCACUUACCCUGGCUUGUUACAAAGGUCAUCUAGAAAUGGUGAGAUUCUUGCUGGAAGCUGGUGCAGAUCAGGAACACAAGACAGAUGAAAUGCACACUGCUCUUAUGGAGGCUUGCAUGGAUGGCCAUGUGGAAGUGGCAAGAUUACUGCUUGACAGUGGGGCUCAGGUGAACAUGCCUGCUGACUCUUUCGAGUCUCCAUUGACUUUGGCAGCUUGUGGAGGGCAUGUUGAACUGGCAGCUUUGUUGAUUGAACGUGGAGCUAACUUGGAAGAGGUAAACGAUGAAGGAUAUACACCACUAAUGGAAGCAGCUAGAGAAGGCCAUGAAGAGAUGGUGGCACUACUACUUGGCCAAGGAGCGAACAUCAAUGCUCAAACAGAAGAGACACAAGAAACUGCCCUAACUCUGGCUUGCUGUGGAGGUUUUUUGGAGGUUGCCGAUUUUCUUAUUAAGGCAGGAGCUGAUAUAGAACUUGGUUGUUCAACACCUUUGAUGGAAGCUGCUCAAGAGGGUCAUUUGGAGUUGGUUAAAUAUUUAUUAGCUGCAGGGGCUAAUGUGCAUGCAACAACAGCAACAGGUGAUACAGCACUGACAUAUGCGUGUGAAAAUGGCCAUACCGAUGUAGCAGAUGUCUUACUUCAGGCAGGUGCGGAUCUGGAACAUGAAUCAGAAGGUGGAAGAACUCCUCUCAUGAAAGCUGCUAGGGCGGGUCAUGUGUGCACUGUUCAGUUCUUGAUUAGCAAAGGAGCAAAUGUGAACAGGACUACUGCUAACAAUGAUCACACAGUGUUAUCGCUGGCCUGUGCUGGAGGUCAUCUAGCAGUUGUGGAGUUACUGCUAGCUCAUGGUGCUGAUCCUACACACAGAUUGAAGGAUGGAUCAACUAUGUUAAUAGAGGCAGCGAAGGGUGGUCAUACCAGUGUGGUUUGUUACCUUCUAGACUACCCAAACAACUUGCUUUCUGCUCCUCCACCUGAUGCUACUCAGCUGACCCCGCCAUCCCAUGAUUUAAAUAGGGCUCCUCGUGUACCAGUGCAGGCGCUGCCCAUGGUCGUCCCACCCCAGGAGCCUGACAAACCCCCUGCUAAUGUCGCCACAACCCUUCCCAUCAGAAAUAAAGCUGCUUCUAAACAAAAGUCCAGCAGUCAUUUGCCAGCAAACAACCAGGAUGUACAGGGUUACAUCACCAAUCAGUCUCCAGAGAGCAUUGUAGAAGAGGCUCAGGGCAAGUUGACAGAGCUGGAGCAGAGGAUAAAAGAAGCCAUAGAGAAGAAUGCUCAGCUGCAGUCCUUGGAAUUGGCACACGCUGACCAGCUCACCAAAGAGAAGAUUGAGGAGCUGAACAAAACGAGAGAGGAACAAAUUCAGAAGAAACAAAAGAUUUUGGAGGAACUGCAGAAAGUGGAACGAGAGUUACAGCUGAAAACUCAGCAGCAGCUGAAAAAGCAAUAUCUAGAGGUAAAAGCGCAAAGAAUUCAGCUCCAGCAGCAGCAGCAGCAACAGUCUUGCCAGCACCUGGGACUUCUGACUCCUGUUGGGGUAGGAGAACAACUCUCAGAGGGAGACUAUGCACGAUUACAGCAAGUGGACCCCGUCUUGCUUAAAGAUGAUCCUCAGCAAGCUGCUGCACAGACGGGUUUUGCACCAAUUCAGCCUCUGGCGAUGCCACAAGCUUUGCCUCUGGCAGCAGGUUCCUUACCUCCAGGGUCCAUCGCAAAUCUUACAGAACUGCAAGGUGUUAUAGUUGGACAGCCAGUAUUGGGCCAAGCACAACUAGCAGGGCUGGGGCAAGGAAUACUGACAGAAACACAGCAAGGGUUAAUGGUAGCCAGCCCUGCUCAGACGCUCAAUGACACGCUGGAUGACAUCAUGGCAGCAGUGAGCGGAAGAGCAUCUGCAAUGUCAAACACUCCUACCCACAGCAUUGCAACUUCUGUCUCCCAGCCUCAGACGCCAACUCCAAGUCCUAUCAUUUCUCCUUCAGCCAUGCUACCAAUUUACCCUGCUAUAGAUAUUGAUGCCCAGACUGAGAGUAAUCAUGACACAGCAUUGACGCUUGCUUGUGCUGGUGGCCAUGAAGAACUAGUACAAACACUGCUAGAGAGAGGAGCCAAUAUCGAACAUAGGGACAAGAAAGGAUUUACUCCACUUAUCUUGGCUGCUACAGCUGGCCAUGUGGGUGUUGUUGAAAUCUUACUUGAUAAUGGAGCUGAUAUCGAAGCCCAGUCGGAGAGAACAAAGGACACUCCCUUGUCCUUGGCUUGUUCAGGAGGCAGACAAGAGGUGGUGGAGUUGCUUCUAGCUCGAGGUGCAAACAAAGAGCACAGGAAUGUUUCAGAUUAUACACCUUUAAGCCUUGCUGCUUCUGGUGGCUAUGUGAACAUUAUCAAGAUUCUGCUAAAUGCUGGGGCAGAAAUCAAUUCCAGAACUGGUAGCAAAUUGGGCAUUUCUCCCUUAAUGUUGGCAGCCAUGAAUGGCCACACUGCUGCUGUGAAGUUAUUACUGGACAUGGGCUCUGAUAUAAAUGCCCAGAUAGAGACCAAUAGAAAUACAGCACUAACUCUGGCUUGUUUCCAAGGGAGAACUGAAGUGGUUAGCCUGCUCCUUGAUAGAAAAGCAAAUGUGGAACAUAGAGCUAAGACUGGUCUCACGCCAUUAAUGGAAGCUGCUUCUGGUGGAUAUGCAGAAGUAGGCAGAGUUCUGCUGGACAAAGGUGCAGAUGUAAAUGCUCCUCCGGUACCCUCUUCAAGAGACACAGCUUUAACCAUUGCAGCAGACAAAGGGCACUACAAAUUCUGUGAGCUUCUUAUUAGCAGAGGAGCCCACAUUGAUGUGCGUAACAAGAAGGGGAAUACUCCACUGUGGCUGGCAGCAAAUGGAGGGCAUCUAGAUGUUGUCCAGUUGCUAGUUCAGGCUGGAGCAGAUGUGGAUGCUGCUGAUAACAGGAAAAUAACUCCUCUUAUGGCAGCCUUCCGAAAGGGUCAUGUAAAAGUGGUGCGCUACCUAGUGAAAGAAGUAAACCAGUUUCCAUCAGAUUCGGAAUGUAUGAGGUACAUAGCAACUAUUACUGAUAAGGAGAUGCUGAAGAAGUGCCACUUGUGUAUGGAAUCAAUUGUUCAAGCCAAAGAUAGACAGGCUGCCGAAGCCAACAAAAAUGCAAGCAUUCUUUUAGAGGAACUGGACUUGGAGAAGCUACGGGAAGAAAGUAGGAGAUUGGCUUUGGCUGCUAAAAGAGAGAAAAGAAAGGAGAAACGGAGGAAGAAAAAAGAAGAACAAAGAAGAAAAUUAGAAGAAAUUGAAGCUAAAAGUAAAGAGAAUUUUGAACUUCAAGCUGCUCAGGAGAAAGAGAAGCUAAAAGCUGAAGAUGAUCCAGAGGUCCCAAUGGAGCCUCCUAGCGCUACCACUACGACCACCAUAGGCAUAUCUGCAACUUGGACAACUUUAGCAGGUUCUCAUGGGAAAAGGAAUAAUACCAUCACCACAACAAGCUCCAAAAGGAAAAACAGGAAAAACAAAGUAGCCUCUGAUAAUGUUCAGAUCAUAUUUGAUGACCAGCUCCCAAUUUCUUAUAACCAACCAGAAAAAGUAAAUGGUGAAUCUAAGAGCAGCAGUACUAGUGAAAGUGGUGAUAGUGACAACAUGAGGAUUUCCAGCUGUAGCGAUGAAAGCAGCAAUAGCAACAGCAGCCACAAAAGUGACAAUCAUUCUUCCACAGCCGUUACUAACACACAGAGCAACAAAAAGCAACCAUCGGUUCUUGUUACUUGUCCGAAGGAUGAGAGGAAAGCAGUUACUGGCAAAUCAUCCAUAAAGUUGUCUGAAGUCAUCAAUGAAGUGACAAGUAAUUCCUUGUCUACUUGCACAAAGUCCGGUCCUUCCCCCCUUUCUUCUCCAAAUGGAAAGCUUACCAUUGCUAGCCCUAAACGUGGUCAAAAAAGGGAAGAAGGAUGGAAGGAAGUUGUAAGAAGAUCCAAGAAGGUUUCUGUUCCAUCAACUGUCAUUUCCAGAGUCAUUGGCAGAGGAGGAUGUAAUAUCAAUGCUAUACGUGAAUGCACGGGAGCACACAUAGACAUUGACAAACAGAAGGACAAAACUGGAGAUAGAAUAAUAACGAUAAGGGGUGGCACAGAAUCAACAAGACAGGCCACACAGUUGAUUAAUGCUCUGAUUAAGGAUCCAGAUAAAGAAAUCGAUGAACUUAUUCCAAAGAACCGCUUGAAAAGUUCAUCUGCAAACUCCAAAGUAGGGACAUCAACACCUGCUGCCACUACAGCUGCUAACAGUUCUCUUGUGGGAAUCAAAGUGACCACUGUAGCUGCUUCAUCAACAUCUCAAACUGCCUCUGCACUCACCGUGCCUGCAAUUUCUUCAGCAUCUAAUCACAAAACCAUUAAGAAUCCAGUGAAUAAUGUGCGACCUGGUUUCCAAGUCUCUCUUCCAUUAGCAUAUCCUCCUCCGCAGUUUGCACAUGCUUUACUCGCUGCUCAGACUUUCCAGCAAAUCCGUCCGCCUCGGUUGCCCAUGACGCACUUUGGAGGUACUUUCCCACCAGCUCAGUCCACAUGGGGUCCGUUUCCUGUUAGGCCGUUGAGCCCUGCAAGAGCUACCAAUUCGCCUAAACCUCACAUGGUGCCUCGCCAUAACAGUCAGAACAGCAGUGGUUCUCAGGUGAAUUCAGCAAGUUCUUUGACAACUAGUCCAACAGCUACAACAAGUUCAGUGGCUUCUACUGUGCCUGGUUCUUCUGCAAAUGGCAGUCCAAGUUCACCUUCAGUCAGAAGGCAGCUUUUUGUUACUGUUGUGAAGACGUCAAAUGCCACGACAACCACGGUGACAACCACAGCAAGUAACACCAGCACAGCGGCUACUAAUGCCACAUAUCCAGUUCCUACUGCCAAAGAACACUACCCUGCAUCUUCCCCAUCAUCACCUUCUCCUCCGGCACAGCCAGCAGGCGUUUCUAGAAGCAGUCCUUCAGACUGUGCAGCAGCCUCUCCUAAAAAUAAAGGUGCACCUUCGUCUGAUCAGGAAGUGGGUAGUCCGCCAGCAGUAGAAACAAGCAGCUCAACCAGCACUAGGCAGCCCAGUACAGGUUCUGGGAGUUCCUCUGUGCACCCUGCUCAUCAGCAGCCUCCAGGAGCUCCUCUGCAAGAGGCAAGACCCCCUCUUCAGCAACCUCAGGUUCCUACACCAGAUCCUCGAAUGGUUGUGCCUCCAAAUUUAGCAGUGACGAGCUCAUCUGCUCCUGUGGCAGGUCCAGCAAAUGCCCCAAUGACCUAUCCCAUGUCUCAGACAUCAAUGGGGUCUUCUCAGCCUGCAGCUAAGAUGGAAACCCCUGCCAUCAGACCGCCUGUCCACGGAACUGGCAGCGUCCAUAAGAAUCCAGCUCCUGUGCAAAAUUCUUCUGUUGCAGUCCUCAAUGUUAAUCAUAUCAAAAGGCCCCCCAGCGUUCCUUCUUCAGUGCAGCUUCCUUCUACCUUAAGUACACAAAGUGCUUCUCAGAAUUCAGCCCAUCCAGCAAACAAGUCCAUGGGUAACAAUUUCAGUGCUACUUUACCGUUUGGGCCCUUUAGUACAUUGUUUGAGAACAAUCCUACGUCUGCUCAUGCCUUCUGGGGUGGUUCUGUCGUUUCAUCUCAGACAACACCAGAAUCUAUGCUGUCAGGAAAGUCUUCAUUUUUGCCAAAUUCAGAGCCUUUACAUCAGUCUGAUACUUCCAAAGCCCCAGGCUUUAGGCCCCCAUUACAGAGGCCAGCUCCAAGUCCCUCAGGUAUUGUCAGUAUGGAUUCACCCUAUGCUCCUGUAACACCUUCGUCUACACACCUGGGUAACUUUGCCUCAAACCUUUCCGGAGGUCAGAUAUAUGCACCUGGGGCACCUCUUGGUGGAGCACCUGCAGCUGCUAAUUUUAACAGACAGCAUUUUUCCCCACUUAGUUUAUUGCCUCCAUGUUCAUCAGCAUCAAACGAAUCUCCUGCUCAGUCGGUGUCUUCUGGAGUAAGAACACAGUCUCCCACCCCCUCAGCAGUGUCCUUGGGAUCAGAAAAAUCCAGUAAUGUUUCUCAGGACAGAAAAGUUCCUGUUCCAAUUGGGACUGAACGGUCUGCACGCAUUAGACAAACUGGAACUUCUACUCCAUCUGUUAUUGGGAGCAACUUAGCUGCUCCAGUGGGACAUAGUGGUAUCUGGUCUUUCGAAGGUAUAGGUGGCAAUCAAGAUAAAGUGGACUGGUGUCACAGUGGAAUGGGGAGCCACAUGAUCCACAGGCCCAUGUCUGAUCCAGGUGUGUUUUCACACCAAGCCAUGGAAAGAGACAGCACGGGAAUCAUAACGCCUUCUGGUACAUUCCAUCAGCCCGUUCCUGCAGGAUACAUGGACUUCCCAAAAGUCGGGGGUAUGCCUUUCUCUGUGUAUGGGAAUGCAAUGAUUCCUCCAGUAGCCCCCAUCACAGAUGGUACUGGGGGCCCAAUAUUUAAUGGGCCUCAUGCUGCUGACCCAUCUUGGAACUCGCUAAUAAAGAUGGUUUCAAAUUCCACAGAAAAUAAUGGGCCUCAGACGGUGUGGACUGGAACUUGGACACCUCACAUGAACAGUGUGCAUAUGAACCAACUUGGCUGAGUGGGAUCAACGUGCUAGACUUGAGAUUCCUUUUUCCAGAGGAAAAUAAAAAUGGCAGAAACAGUUUAUGUGCUCCCAGAUCAUUCUACUGAUGUGCUUGACUGAAGUGUGUAGGCUUUUUGCAGAAGAACUUACUAACUGACCUUUUUCUGUGAACAUUGUGACUGCCCAUUCCCCACCAUCAUACGUUUCAACUUAGUUAGCCUUUAUUCUUUCCUUUUUCUUUUUUUUUUUCUUUUUUUUUCUUUUUUCUUUUUUUUUGACAUAACUUUCUGUUGAAGCUGUUCUUUGGCUGGUUGGUUUUAGUACUGUAAACUGCUUCUGAGCAAACACAGAAAUUUAGCAAAAUUAUGUAAACUUGAUCCUGAAGUUUUAGAAUGGCAAAUAAAUGUACAAUUGUUUACAUAACAAAUGGCUAAGCAGAAAGUAAAUUUCAAUAUGUCAGUAUAGAGGCUCUACUUUAUGUAGACUUAAAUUAAUGUGAGAUAUGUACCUUCAUAUUCAGAAAUCUGGAUGUUUCCUUCAUACAUUAAACUAUUAAUAAGCAUAA